ACCCCCGAACAGUUGGAAGAUAUGGAGAACAUUGGAGAUGGCCUCAUAUUUGAAUGCAAGGACUGUGGCAAUGUCUACAGCAGUCGAGCCAACCUUAGAAAGCACGAGCUCGUAGCUCAUGCACUUGAGGGUGAGUUCUUUCCACUUUUAUUUCCCAUACCUCAAAGAUUUGAGUUCUGCUCGUCAGUACGUCAACUAGACUUCGAGAACUUGGAGCUCGCAGACAAGAGUUGCUGUAAGGUCACGUAA
Messenger RNA from Dibothriocephalus latus, 249 nucleotides. The record is from the annotation of a GenBank genome assembly. NCBI's taxonomy places the organism in Eukaryota, Metazoa, Platyhelminthes, Cestoda, Diphyllobothriidea, Diphyllobothriidae.